AUGCUAACUGCACCAGAGUAUCCCAGUGGUACUCAUGAAGCCUCGAAUCAAAACUUCGGGGAGUCAAGCAAUGAGGCUGUCCAGUAUGGCAGCCUUCAGGAGACUAUCCCGCAUGACCUCAAUACCCAUGAAGAAAACCCCCAAUCUCAUCGCAUGCGAAGACAUUCCCUGUUGGAAAGUCGUUCCACGGGCACCAGAAGCGAAGGUGGAGACGAACAGCAGCCCCAGCACGACACCAGCUUUGAGGUGGCAGAUGAGCAGCGCGGACUCGAAGCCCUCAACUGUGACUCGACAAACACCGCCUUUAGUGUGAGAUUGAUCUCCAGAGCCUCAUCAUCAAGUCAGGACGAUGAAGACUUUGAUAGUCUGUAUGAUGUGAGCGUUGACGGAAACGAUGGAGAGAUUGGGGAAACAGGGUCUGGCCGGCCGAUUACCAUCGAGCUCCUUCUGGGUCACUCCCAAUCUUCUUCAAGCAGCAGCGAAGUGGAAGCACCGCGCGAAGAGAAUAUCCUCACCGCAGAGGAGGCGGCCGAGCUGGAACAUACCGACAGUGAGAGCGAUGUUGAAGAUCAUGCCAGCAGUGACAGAGAAGACGAACAGGAAACGCUGGAGGCACUCAGUGAUAUGCUGAGGCACCAUCCGGCCAACAUCGCGCCGUUCAUGAGUCUUCAAGAGCCUCCACGAACCAACAUCCCGGUUCUCCCCAGACCUAUUCGUCCGACACUCGCCCCGAGUCCCCUCCGACGGGUAUCGACCCCUGACUCAGACAAUUCCAGCAGCAACUCGAUGUCUUCUGAAGCGAACAGCGAUGCAGAAAGCAGUCCGGGCGAACCAAACGCACCAUCCGGUACCCCAGCCAAUGAACGGGAAUACAACAUGAGAGAAUCCCAGUCAUUAAAUCUUGAAUACCUGGACGAGGAGCUCAUGAUGUUGAGCGCGAGACGCAACCAACCGCCGCCUAGUUCUGUUUUUGACCUUCGGCCACGCGUACUUCCCGUCCAGAUAGAAGACAGCGCGCCUUUGAAUCCACAUAUCGUCAGAGAGCUGCGCUACCGAGGUCGACCAGGUCUGUCAUGCCAGCAUGACACCAUUCUGCGAUACUAUGCCGACAAGGAACUCUUGCAAUGCCCCGACUGUAAAGGGCGAUACCGCUAUCUCUAUGUUUGCACGGCAGACACCGAAGAUUUCUCUGUGCAAGAGGGUCAGGGGAGUGGAGAGCCCCGGGGAAGCAUCGACAUCCUCAGUCCGUGGAUCAUCGAGGCCAUCAAGCAGGGACAUUACACCUCGGAGCAGGUCGACAUCAUGAUCCAGCAGAAGCUCGAUGUCCUGCGGGCUGCAAAGAGGGAUCGCAACCAGUUUGUCAGUCCGACGCCAAGUCCAAGCCCGUCUGGUGAAGAAGGGCCCAGAUUCAUCGAGGAGUGGAUCGAGGAUGUGUCCGAUGCACGGCCAACUGAAAGGGACACUGCGGAGCGAAAGCGACAAGCCGAAGAACACUAUCGCAAGAUGGUGAAUCGCUCGAAUGCCUUCAUCGAGCAGAAUUCGCCAUGCAAGAUGCGAGUGUGCGCCGUUUGCCUUCCAAGACUUGCCGAGUGCGCAUGGGAGAGCAUCGAUGACAUCGUUGAGAAGCCGUACAAGGCCCCUCCGCACAUCCCCGAAUAUAUCAAUCGGCCGAUCAUCAACGCCGCCGUGGUCCUCAACAUGGACUGGACCAAGAAGCUCUCGUUUCAAUCGUGGUAUGGGCAGGUCCAAAGACGGAAUCCCCAGAUUGACCUAUUCCUGGUCCUGGAACUGGCCGUCGGAAUGCGCCUGUCCGAGCUGCAAGGCAUGCAGCUCAUCACAUGGGUCAUCAAUCGGCGGAUGUCAGGACUUCGCUUCUUCGAAUUCCUCCGGUGGAUGUGGUCUGCGUGCCUCUCCCGGUCCCAGGCCUUGCAUUUCCUCGGGAUGAUCGGCAAUUCCCGACUCCUCCGCCAACAGACCCGGACGUUGGCCUCGUCUCGGCCUCGCAGAGAGGCCCGAGCCACCGAAAGGGGGGCAGAGACGCCGCUCUCUGCCUACCCGAUUUGGGAAGAGGAGGAGAACGAGCUGGGCGAGUUGACCGAGACUCCCGGCUUCGCCUACGAUGAUCGAGAGCCGAUGGGGCGGCGGAUCGAUCAUCACUGCCAAACGGUCUUGUUCAGCGCGAUGAGAGCUGGACAAGAUCUGGAUGAGGUGGUCAUCCGUGGGCGGGUUGAGGGUCGGGCCACCCCUCGUUUCCCGCCGGGGCUCCCCAUCAACGAGCCUCAGGGCUCCCUCGAGGCCGAUGACUCGGACGACUUGUAUACCUAG
Penicillium alfredii is the source of this 2325-nucleotide messenger RNA. RefSeq lists its product as uncharacterized. Lineage: Eukaryota; Fungi; Ascomycota; Eurotiomycetes; Eurotiales; Aspergillaceae. The transcript has a single exon. The coding region runs from base 1 to 2325 and encodes 774 amino acids. The record is from RefSeq and is a predicted model, not a curated record.